This is a messenger RNA of Neoarius graeffei (lesser salmon catfish), 1280 nucleotides long. RefSeq names its product stanniocalcin 2b (gene stc2b). Gene Ontology annotation, molecular function: hormone activity. The record is from RefSeq and is a predicted model, not a curated record. The transcript is spliced from 4 exons. Gene Ontology annotation, biological process: intracellular calcium ion homeostasis. NCBI's taxonomy places the organism in Eukaryota, Metazoa, Chordata, Actinopteri, Siluriformes, Ariidae. Bases 1 to 750 code for a protein of 249 amino acids. Gene Ontology annotation, cellular component: extracellular region.
AUGUAUGUGAAACUGGCUGUAGUUGUGUUUAUGUUGAUUGUACAGAGCAGAGUGGACGCUAUGGAUUCCGCCAAUGUCCAUGACACCUCCUCCCAGGAGAGGCCUUUUAAUGUUCAGAGAAGACGGUUAUCCCUACAGGACACAGCGGAGCUGCAGCAGUGUUUACUGAGCGCUGGAGAUGUGGGCUGCGGGACAUUUCAGUGUUUCACGAACAACUCAUGCAAGAUUCGCGGACUGCAUGAUAUUUGCUCGAGUUUCCUGCACAACGCCGGCAAAUUCGACUCUCAGGGCAAGUCAUUCAUCAAGGAUGCACUGAAAUGCAUGGCACAUGGGUUACGGCACAAGUUCAGCUGUGUCAGUCGCAAGUGUGUUUCCAUGAAGGAGAUGGUGUUUCAGCUGCAGCGCGAGUGCUACAACAAACACAACUUCUGCUCAGUGGUCAGGGAGAACAUCAAUGUCAUGAUGGAGAUGAUCCACUUCCAGGAUCUCUUUCCCAAAGGGCCUCAUGUGGAACUGGUGAACAUACUGCUGGGCUGUAGUGAGGGGGUGCGUGUCGCCAUUACCCGCCAUAUUUAUGCCCAGUGUGAGCAGAACUGGGGUGCCCUGUGUGCCAGCCUGAGCCUCUGCCUGCCAGGCCACACCCGGAUCCAGACUUUGCCUACCUUCACUCCUGUGCCUGCUAUCAGCAGUGCCAACUUCCUACCUACUGCUGGCCCUUCUCUCCCACAGCCUGACAGACAGCAGGUUUAAAUCCUUUGCAAAGACAAUGAGGGCCUGCCUUUGCCUUCAGUGCCUCGAUUGCACCACAGUGCUACACAUCUUGAGACAGACAAUUCAAGCAGGUCUGUCAAUGAGACUCAAAGAAAAUUAAAGGAGGUGUGUGCAUAAAGGUAGUAUGUACAUUAUUGUUAUUACCAUAGUGGGAAUGUAUACUUUGCAUCUGAAAUAUUAGGAUGGUAACAACCUAUGAAGUGACAGUUCCAGCUGCAUUAAAACAAAACUGGAGUCUCUCCGUGUUCCUGUUUAACAAACUGGUGACUAUCUGGUGUCAACAUUGGUGUCAGGAGAGGACUCAAAUGAACACAGAAGUUACAACUGACAACAAUCCAUCAAUUUGAUUUCAGUACAUUAUGAGAGUAAAUUCAGGGUGCCUUUUCUCAUGAGCAUGAUAUGUUUAAGCUCUGAUCCACAUUUAGUUUUUGUUGUCCUUCCUCUGUCAUGCCAAAGUUGAAUCACACUUAAGAAUGUCCAACUCAUGUCCAGCACUGAAUGUAUUAUUU